Messenger RNA from Nicrophorus vespilloides, 1417 nucleotides. RefSeq names its product SET and MYND domain-containing protein 5 (gene Smyd5). The transcript has 2 exons. Gene Ontology annotation, molecular function: protein binding. The coding region runs from base 292 to 1386 and encodes 364 amino acids. NCBI's taxonomy places the organism in Eukaryota, Metazoa, Arthropoda, Insecta, Coleoptera, Silphidae. The record is from RefSeq and is a predicted model, not a curated record.
UAGGAAUGCAAUUGCAGUUGGCCAUUUUGUACCUGCAACCAGUGAUGAAUUGUCGUCGAUUAAGAGCUGCAAAAUUAUUAAGGUAUUGUGCGUUUUAUAUAAUUCCUUUAUCAAUUAUCUGUUGUGUAACGUAUUGCGGUUUAUAUUGGGCAUUUUCUCGCGAUGUUCGGUAAUUGUAUGUUUGGAACGCAACCAAAAUUGCAUAUGAAAUAUUUGAAUUUGUACCAGAGCCAACUUCAUGAUUGUUUUCCUAACCUAAUGAACCUCAUGGUGAAUUAAAGUUCAACCAACAUGGAUGUGGAAGUUAGGUAUAUAGAUGAUAGCAAGGGAAAUGGUUUAUUUGCCAAGAAAAACUUCUCUGAAGAUUCUAUACUCUUCGAAGAAUCUCCAUUGGUCUGUGUGCAAUUCUCCUGGAAUGCUGAGUAUGGGUAUAAAGCAUGUGAUCAUUGCUUGAAACCCUUGGAGACUGCCGAAGAGAAUGUGAGGAGGUUAACAGGAAAGACAGAAAUUGUUCUCCCAUAUCCAGAAUUGUGCACAACAAACAAAUCAACUAUAACUCAAUGUUCAGGUUGUGGUGUGGAAUACUGCAACGCUGAUUGCCAAGAGAAGGCUUUCAACCAAUACCACAGGACACUCUGCGUGCAGACUGGACCUUUGCAAUGUUUGAACGACGCUUGGAAGCAAAUCCACUAUCCACCAGAAACCGGCAACGUGAUGCUGAUUCCAAGAAUAUUAGCCACAAUUCAACAAUCCUGUGAUAAAGAGAACACUCUGAAUAGGUUCUUGAAGUUCUGCCAUCGCAGCGUCAACGAUGAUUCGCAUUUAGCGCAUAAAUUGUUGGGUGAAAAGUUCGCCAAUCAGAUUUCCACUUUGCAUUCGUUGUUGGUGCAAUCGAUGCCGCACGAGCACGUCAGCCAACUGUUGAGUCCGGAAGGGUUUCAAAGUCUUUUAGCGUUGAUGGGGACAAACGGGCAAGGUGUCGCCACGAGCCCUUUCAGCCAGUGGGUGGAGAAUGUUCCGGAAAAGGAUCUAGUUAGUAAGCUGUACGAGGACAUGGACGCCAAUGUUGGUAGUUUCUUGGAUAACGAAGGAGUGGGUUUGUUCGAAACGCAGAGCGCUGCAAAUCACAGUUGCCUUCCGAACGCCGAAAUCGUUUACAGACAUAACAACAGCACUUUGAGUUUGCGAGCCCUGAGAGAUAUUGAAGCAGGUGAAGAAAUUUGCAUUAGUUAUGUGGAUGAAUGCACUUUGUCAAGUUCGAGGCAUUCGCGACAAAAAGAGUUGAGGGAGAACUACUUGUUCAAUUGCAAUUGCCCCAAGUGCUUGGAACAGGCCGACGAUCCUGAUGUAACAAGCGACGAAGACAUGUCGGAUUCCGAUGAAUAAAAAAUAUACAUAUUUUUUUUUACGUUAAAAA